Messenger RNA from Thunnus maccoyii (southern bluefin tuna), 2464 nucleotides. It is a transcript of the gene pdhb, whose product is annotated as pyruvate dehydrogenase E1 subunit beta. Bases 70 to 1152 code for a protein of 360 amino acids. The record is from RefSeq and is a predicted model, not a curated record. Gene Ontology annotation, molecular function: pyruvate dehydrogenase (acetyl-transferring) activity. Gene Ontology annotation, biological process: pyruvate decarboxylation to acetyl-CoA. NCBI's taxonomy places the organism in Eukaryota, Metazoa, Chordata, Actinopteri, Scombriformes, Scombridae. The transcript has 11 exons.
CUGAUUGGCUGAAACCUUCUGACAUAUGUGACGGUUCUUCCUUAUUCUCCGGCAGAGGACAGAGUGAAGAUGGCUGCGUCCCUGAGGUGCGUUCUCCGCUCAGGAAAGAAUGCCGUAUCGGCUCUGCGGCGGCGGGAGUUUCACAGGAGCGCCCCGGCCGCUGUGCAGGUGACGGUCCGUGAUGCCUUGACCCAGGCGAUGGACGAGGAGCUGGAGAGGGAUGAGCGGGUGUUCCUGCUGGGUGAGGAAGUGGCCCAGUACGACGGAGCCUACAAGGUCAGCAGGGGUCUGUGGAAGAAGUACGGAGACAAACGCAUCAUCGACACUCCAAUCUCAGAGAUGGGCUUCACCGGCAUCGCAGUGGGAGCCGCCAUGGCCGGCCUGAGACCCAUCUGUGAGUUCAUGACCUUCAACUUCUCCAUGCAAGCCAUCGACCAGGUCAUCAACUCAGCGGCAAAGACCUACUACAUGUCAGCUGGUCUGCAGUCAGUGCCCAUCGUCUUCAGAGGACCCAACGGAGCGUCAGCGGGCGUCGCCGCCCAGCACUCGCAGUGCUUCGCUGCAUGGUACGCUCACUGUCCAGGUCUGAAGGUUGUGAGUCCCUGGAACUCAGAAGACGCCAAAGGUCUCCUGAAAUCAGCCAUCAGAGACGACAACCCUGUGGUGUUCCUGGAGAAUGAGCUGAUGUACGGCGUUCCCUUCGAGAUGUCGGAGGAGUCACAGUCCAAAGACUUCACCAUUCCCAUCGGCAAGGCCAAGGUCGAGAGACAAGGGACUAACGUCACCGUGGUUGCUCACUCACGGUACGUAGGUCAUUGCCUGGACGCUGCCGCUGUCCUCGCCAAGGAGGGAAUCGAAUGUGAGGUGAUCAACCUGCGGACCAUCCGUCCUUUGGAUGUGGAGAGCAUUGAGGCCAGCGUGAUGAAGACCAACCACCUGGUGACGGUGGAGGGGGGCUGGCCUCAGUUUGGAGUCGGAGCUGAGAUCUGCGCCAGGGUCAUGGAAGGUCCCGCCUUUAACUACCUGGAUGCUCCGGUCACCAGGGUGACAGGUGUCGACAUCCCCAUGCCGUACGCUAAGAUCCUGGAGGACCACAGCAUACCGCAGAUUAAAGACAUCAUCUUCUCUAUCAAAAAGACCCUCAACGUCUGAGACACACACACACACACAUAAGACAAACCCACCUGAAUCCUCUUUGUCUUGUUCACACAGAUGGUAGAAACAUCGUCUGGUGAAAUAUGUGAACCACGUGUAAAUACAGCCAAACGUCUCUGUUUAAAAAUACUCCAGAUUGUAAAGUUUCCAGCCAGAUGUUGGUAGAUUAAGCGCACAACUGUUUAUCCGCACCCAGAGCUGUGGACACGCAGGGUUCGGUCAAGUUGUCGCCUCUGUUAGUCGGUGAGAAACAUGACCGAACUGUGUGUGUGGCUCUGGCUGCUCUCUCCACUUCCUCCCCUUGAAAUAAAAGUUGCUCCUGUCCUUUGGGGGUUUUUGUACUUCUAUGGAAGUUCACUGAUGACAAAACUGCUGUGAGAGCCAAGAAAAAGUCACGUUUUUAUCAGUCUGCAGGGUCAGAAUAACAAGUACACGACUGGUUUGUUGUGUAAAUAAUCACGUAACUGUAAAUUUGAUUUCUUCUGACCUUCAGAGGAACGGUUAUGUAGAUUUUAAGCUUCCUGUGUAGGGAUGCACCAAUCCGACUUCUUCAGUCCGGAUACCGAGUAUUGAUCUGGUACCAGUGUUUAAUUAAUGAGCUGUAAGCCUCACUGUGUGGAAGAGACUGGGAUCAUUCUGUCAUGUGUGAGGCAACAUCAUGCUUAAACAUUGCUUUCAUAACUUUGUAAAACAAAAUGUAACAAAUAAAUACAUAGAUAUAAAUUUACUGAAUUGUUAUUUAUUAAAAUAAUGGUAUCCAAUACCUGAUCAAGUUAUUUGAUUCAGUAUCUGAUUGAUAUCUUGGUGCAUCUCUAUUCCUUUGUGGAAUUAAGAUUUUAUUUUCUUUAUGUGACUUUGGUGCAUCCUAUUUUUUGUUUUGUCAAAUGAGAAAAGGGAUUAAAACAUGUUAAUAUUCUCUAAACUUAAGCGUAGAGAAAAGCACUUAACAUCUGGUGAAAACAGAUUUCAUACUGAGCAAAAAAAAAAAGUAGCAGAAAAUCCCAGAUUGUUCUUACGUGCUCUUAAAUUUAGACCAACAGACUGAUGAAAACUUUCUUCUCACUCAGUAGUUUUGUUGUUAAAACACUCCCACAUAAUUCUAACCACCAGAAAAAAUAUUAUAGUCUUUAAACUUCAUUUAUAUUCUCACACUGACUCGGGUUCGUCUCUUAAAAAGCAGCAGUGAAGAAGAAUGAACCAGCUGGAGGUGGAGUGUGGUCAGGAAUAUUUAUUGUAGCUGCAGCAGCUCUGUGGAUGUUUUUGUUGCUGUAAAUGACUCUGUUACAGAAAUAAAAACCUUUCAGUCCUU